AUGUGCCAACGGCGGCGGGCCAGCCAACUGUGCUGGCGGGCCAGGGCGCAAGAGGAAGACCUGAUUGAGAGUUUUUUUGGCCGCCUGUUUGGCCGACCGGCCCUGGAUGACCCAACUCCGUUCGGCCUGAAGCGUGUCAGCGAGGAGGCGGCCAAGGAGCUGUACCCGGCCGUGACCGACACUUUUGCGGAGUCGUUAAGCGGCGACAACGAGGAUGUGGCAAAGCUGCGGCCGCUGCUUGCACAGACCCAGCUGGAGAGUGUCCCGCUGAGGCUUGCCUAUGAUGCUGAUCAGGAUGGCUGGACUCCAACAGCCUUCCACCAACGUGUGGACGGCUUUGGCGCUGCCCUGGUUGUGGCAGAGACAGUGGGGGGCGCUGUGGUGGGCGGCUAUAACCCACGCGGUGAGAUGGGGAAGGGGCGCAACGCAGUGUUUGCAGCAUGCCCGGCGGCAGUAAUGCUGGUGGGCUAA
This is a messenger RNA of Chlorella variabilis, 471 nucleotides long. RefSeq lists its product as hypothetical. NCBI's taxonomy places the organism in Eukaryota, Viridiplantae, Chlorophyta, Trebouxiophyceae, Chlorellales, Chlorellaceae. Bases 1 to 471 code for a protein of 156 amino acids. The record is from RefSeq and is a predicted model, not a curated record. The transcript has 2 exons.